CAGACACGAUGUUGCACGCACCUUCCAGUUUUGAGGAUGACAAGCUCCCGCCACAAUGAAAUUCUUUCGAAGAAACGAGCCUGACCCUCGCGUUGCGGAGUUGCAGGUGGAGCUCGAGAAUGCAAACCAAAUUGCAAAAGAGGCAAGCGAACGAGCGGAGGCUGCGACAAGAGAGCGCGAGCAAAAUGACGACGCGCUCAGGCGGCUGCUGUCCGACCACUCCCGCCAGCUGGCCGAGGCCCGCCAGGCCGCCAGCGCCAGCCGCGACCAUGCCUCUGUGCUGCUGGAGGACAAGUCACGUCUGCAGGCCGAGCUCAUACAACACCUGCAGUUGCUGCGGGCUCGCGAGGAGCGACUGGGGCUGUUGCGGCGUGACCUGGCCGACUCAGAAUUCGAACGCGACCAGCUGCGGAUAGCGCUGAGGUGCACUGCCGACUACAGUCUGCAACUCGAGUCGGAGCGCCGGGCGGCAGAUGCAGCGGUGGAGGCGGCGGCGGAGCACCUACGGGAGCUGGCGGCGGCGGCGGGCGUGGUGGCGGCGGCGGCUGUAGGGUCCGCUGCGGCUGCUGCUGAGGCGGCAGAUGCUGUCGCCGCGUCAGCUCAAACGUCUGCUGCUCAGGGGCAUACCCACAUUGCUAGCUUGUCAGCUGACGCCCACAACUUCAGCGGCAGCAGCAGUAGCAGCAGCAGCAGCAGCAGCCGGGCCGCAAGAGGCGCGGCCAGCGGCGCCGCCCCAGACGCAUCCGACCAACAGGCCAGUGCAUUGCCCGCUGUGAACAGCAAGAGCAGCAACGGGCCCAGGGCGGCGGGCGAGGCAGCGCCGCAGUCGACCGAGGCGAGGCCGGGAACGGCCGAGAGCGACACGGGCGGCAGUGGCGCCGUCGCGAUAGCUGCUACAGCCGCCAAGCGCUCCGCAGACCUGGCGGCGCGGCUGCAGGCUGCUACAGCCCUCCUGCCGGACCGGCUGCGGCAGCUGCUGCAGGCACUGCUGCGGCUGCUAGAAGACCCUGAGGCUGCAGCUGCGGCGGCAGCGGCAGCGGCGGUGGCGACAUCUGCUGGGCUCAAGGCGCGUGCUGCGGAGCCGGUUGCGAUAGCUGCGGGUCGCGAGAGAGCGCUGGUGGUGGCUGAGGCCGCGUCAGCAGCAGCGGCAGAGGCCGCGGCAGCGGGGUCAGGCGGUGCAGGCUUGCGAGCGCGGGCGGCGGUGGCGACGUGCGGCGAUGAGGGUGCUAGGAAAGCGGCAGCGGCGGCGGUGGCGGCUGAUGGCGGCGGCGCGGUGGCUGUGGGUGGCGGCUCUCCGCCGCGGGCGCCGCCGACGCCGCCGUCUGCCGGGCCACAGCCUCUGUCCGCGGAGCAGCGGACGCUGCUGCUGGCGGCGGCGGCAGCGGCGGCAGUGCCGGCGCGCGGGCGGCGCACUGGCGGCGAGGCUGCGGCGGACUUUGACGGCGGGGUGGGCGGCCUGAGGGACUGGGGCCUGUGGCGGCACGCGGAGACCGCGGGCAAGCAGGUGUCCGCGGCAGCCGCCACCGCGACGAUAGCGGGCGAGAAGAAGGCGGCAGGCCGGGACGUGAGGGGCGGUGGCGGCGCGGGCGCACGCAGAUCGGGUGCGUUGACGGAGGUCCUCCGCGCUCUCGCCAGUCCGCCAGGAGCCGCAGCGCCGCCGUUGGCUGCGACUCUAGGGCAACCCGGCCCAGCCACCGCCAGCGCCGUCGUGGCGGCGGCGCUGGAGGCGGCGGCGGCGGUGCGUGCGCUGUCAGGGGACGUCAACGGCAAUGGUCUGCACCGCCACAGCAGGAUGAUGCCCUCCCCCAGCUCGACGCCCGCGCCGCCAUCGCCUUGGGGCCGCGGCGCCGCGGACGCCGCCGCGGAUGUCGCCGCCGACGCCAGCGCCUCCGGACUGCAUGCGUACCAGCACCAGCAGCUGCCGCCCAGCCCCACCCCGCAGUCUCUGGGCCUGUCAGCGGCGUUGCCGGGCUGGGCGUUGCCGGUGGGCUGCAGCACCGGCACCACGUGGCGCGGCGGCAGCGGCGCGGCCAACGGCGGCAGCGGCGGGGGCGGCGGCGCAGGGACAGUCGUGGUGGCGGGGCGGCGGCUGCCGGAGUCCUUGUCUCCAGCGGGCGCAGGCGGCUCGGCGUUGUCGUUGGGGGCAUCCCCCGUUCCCAGCAAAGGCCCCAGCCUCAGCGGCGCCUGCGGCAGCGCUGGUGGCGGCGGCACGCCGACCGGCACAGCCGUUGGCACCGCGCCGGUAUCCCCUGCGCGCGUGUCGCCAAGCGGCGGCAGCGGCGGCGGCGGCAUAGGCGCCAUCCUGGCAGGGCUGCAGACAACAGAUUCGGGCGGGAGCGCCGCCGGGCGCGGCCUGCCGCCGCCACCGCACUCGCCUACAUCCCUGUCGCCCAGCGGCGGCAGCGGUACGGCCCCUGGCGGCGGCGGCGCUGCAGACGCCCGCGCCGCCAACAGGAGCGCUACGCCAACGCCGCCGCAUCCUCAGCACCCUCAGCAGCAGGGCGGCGGUGCCGCCGUCAACGCCGCCGCCGCCACCAGCAGCAAUUCGACCUCGGCGGCGGCGGUUGACAUGGAGUUGGUGUCUCUGCGCCUGGCCAAGGAGGCGCUCCAGCGGCAGGUGGCGGAGCUGCAGCGGCAGAACGACCUGCUGCAGCUGCGGCAGCUGGGCACCUCCGGCGGCAUUGCCGGCGGAGCGGACGCGCAGCACCAUCACCACCACCACCACCAUGCCACCUACGGGCCGCACAACCCGCAGCCGCAGGCAUCCUACCACAGCGCCUUCGCCACGCCAGCGGCUGCUUCUGCGCCGCCGCCGCCGCCGCCGGGCGUGGCAGUCGGGGCUGUGUUGGGGUUGCCUGCCGGUCGCGGCGACGCUGGUGGCGGCGGCGGGCAGCAACGUACGCAUGCGGAGACGGCGCCGUCGCCGUUUCGGAGCUUGUGGGGCAGCUGGGGCGCGCCGGCCGCACCAGCUGCUGCACCGACACCGGCAGCGGCGCCGCCGACAGCGGCGGCGGCGGCGGCGGCGGCGGGUGGUCCCACGACGCGAGCAACUAGCGGUGUGGGUGGUGCCGGUGGUGUGGGCGGCAUCCAGGGCCUUGUGGUGACACAGCCGGGUGCAGGCGGAGUGGGAAGUAAGGGGGUGGCGCCGUCGCCAGAUGCCGCAGGCGGUGGUGGCGGUCGCGGCGCAGCGGAGGCGAGCGGCGGCUCCCUAGAGCCCACACGGCCCCCAGCCGCCACCGCCUCCUCCGCGUCGACUUCCGGGCCUCACGCCGCCGCCAGCUCCACCCAUACCGCUCUUGCGGACCGCCGCGGCAGUGACAGCGGCGGCGGUGGUGGUUGCGGCAGCCCGGUCUUCGGACGUACUGCGCCAUUGGCGUCAGCGGCAGUAAACGUGACGGCAAAGGCGGCGGCGGCCAUAGCUGCGGCCAAUGCCAAACCCAGCCUCAAUGCUGACGCCGCUACGUACUACUACGGCAGUCUGCCCCCAGGGCGUAACGCGCUGGCGGCGUCGCCAGUGGCGGCGACGUCUGCUGGUAAAACCACAUUGGGCAGCGGCAGAGGCGGCGGCGGGGGCGGCGGGCGCGGCGGCGGGGCUGCAGGCGGCGGCGGCGGCAACCUCGGCGCCAGCGCCAGCGGCCCCACCCGCAGGUCCGGCAGCGGUGGCGGUGCGGCUCCGCAUGACGUCAGCGCAGGCAGCGCCGGCGUGAGUGGCAGUCGCUCGGGUAGCUUCUCGUCGCGGACGCCGCCGACGCUGCCGGCAGGGCCGCUGCUGCCGGUGACGCCGCGUUUGGGCGCGGCAGGCGCAAGCGCGAGCGCGGCGGGUUUGGCCGGUGGUGCAGGCGGCGCAGGCACCGAGGCCGCGGCGACGGCGGCUGCAGCCUCGUCCGCACCCGCGCCACUACCUCCACGGCCGGCGCCGCCACAGCCAGCCGGCGCGUCCGGCUCUGGCCGCCCGCCCGUGGCGCUGCCCGCUCCGACUCCACAACCCCAGCCCAGUGCCGCGGCAUCCGGCAGCGGGCCCAACGCGGCUCCUGCUGCUGGUGGGCUCCACGCGUCCGCGGCCGCCGGCAGCACGGGCACCACGAGCGCAAGCACGGGCACAGAGCACCCUCCCAUGCCUGCGCCUUCGCAUCCAGCCGUUGCGGCGCCGCCACAGCCGGGCGUUGCAAGCGACGCCGCCGCUGCUGCUGCUGCUGCAGGCAAUUUGCGUAGUACUCGUCUGGGUGCUGCGGGCGUCAAGUUGCCGCCGCCGCCAGCGGGCGUGGAUGCGGCCCUGUGGGAGUUGGACUUGUUGGUGGCGUGCAGCAAGGCCGCCGGAGGGGCAGGUGCGGGGGUGCCGCCAGGCGCGUUUUAUGAUGGUGUUGGCGGUGGCGGUGGCGACAACGGCUAGCCCGGCGGCGGGGUUUGCAGUCGCGCGCCGCUGGAUCGGGAGACGCAGCAGCUGGUGCAGGCUGAGCCUUGGGGCGUAGAUUGAAAUUCGAUCAACAUUCAUGCAUUUUGCGAACUGCGCACAAGAGUGCACACGUGUGGUCUGGGUGCAACUGCACUUCAGGUGGCACAGCCGUCGCCGCAUAGCGAGAUGUUUGGUGAGCGUGCAGUUAGAUGUGCGAAAAUAGGUAGGCAUAGCGAAGGACCGAAUCGCCGUACGGGCCCUGGAUGCCGUACGGGCCCUGAAUGACAGGCGGGGUGUAGAUUUAGCAAGGCUCAGCACAGGGACUUGAGCUUAAGCGAUAGUACGUGACUACGUUGCGGCGCCGUGGCGCCAGGUCCCUGUGCUGCUGGAGUGCAUCACAUGUUGCAGGUGCCAGAGGAACGUGCCUACCGUACCAAGCAGCGGUCGGACGUCUAUAAGACUAUAACCACCAGUUUUGGGUGGGGUCGAAGUUAGCACAGUGUUGGACGGUGCCCCAAGCGCGGUCAAGACCGAGUCAUGGUUGCAGUCCGCCUGUCGGAAGACUUGUAUGUAGGCUGCGGCGGCCGUGUGUCGAGCCCGGGUCAGAAGGCGGAUCCACAGCUGUAACAUUACAGCACC
This is a messenger RNA of Chlamydomonas reinhardtii, 5032 nucleotides long. RefSeq lists its product as uncharacterized. Bases 56 to 4390 code for a protein of 1444 amino acids. The record is from RefSeq and is a predicted model, not a curated record. Lineage: Eukaryota; Viridiplantae; Chlorophyta; Chlorophyceae; Chlamydomonadales; Chlamydomonadaceae. The transcript has 5 exons.